AUGGCCAAAGACAACCCGACACCGGAACGAGCUCCGCCCUCACGAAGCCUCCCAACGACCGAAACCUGGUCCGAUCUGAACUAUGUAAACCAUCUCUAUCCGGAGAUCGGAACCCAUGAAGCCUAUUUGCAUCGCAGAACCUCCGAGGAUCGAGUUAUCGCAAAUCUUGAGAUCCAUCGACCUCCCCACCACAACACGCAUAGCCCACGUCGCGAAAUGCUUCUUGAGGGAGGAGUACAGUAUCACAAGGCGAUGUUACGGUGGCAUCAGAAACGGUUGAAAAGAGUGUUGCGAGAUGGUCUGGAUUCCGAUGCAAUUGAUACUUGGCCUCCUCAAGCACAAACCUCUAUGGAACAGAUAGACCCGGCACUUUUUGGGGUCCACGACGCUGUUGCAGAAGCCGUGGAAGCUACUGGCUCUGAACGAGUCUCUGAACUCCAGGAGGCUGCUGACUAUCAAUAUGCUUUGGAGGUACAGGCUGCCGAGUGGGUUGAGGCUCCUCCCCAUGGCCAACAAGGCCUUAGAUCCCCCGAAGCUCUUGACUACGAGCACACUCCUGCAACUCAAGAUGCCACCAGAGUUCAGAGCCCUGUUGAACCCGAACAGUCUCCCGAGUCACAACAGGAUACUGAAUCCGAGUCUGAUCAUGAAGCACAAGUCGCACGCCAGUUUCUUUUAGACAUGCAGGGCAUCGUGGCUGAGAAAGCCAAAGACGCUUAUUUGCCUGUGCCAGAAUUUGACCCUUUUGGUGAGGUUCGUGCUGCCCAGAAACCUCUGUAUCCAGAUCCCCUUUUGGGCAGGCCUGUUCUGGCCAGUGAGGUUGUCCAUGACCAGAUGCCACUUGAGGGCACGGGGCAGCCCGAAGAAACGAGAAAACGUGCCCACGUCAACGCACCGGUCUCCUCUCGGACGCGUGCAAAAACUCUAGCCCCGGUUGAGGGAGCAAGACCGAACACGCCGAUGAUCCCUGGAAAUGUCGAGGAGGAAGGGCAAGCGAGUCUACCUCAAGCCCUAGGCCUCCACGGUAUGCCAGAAGGAGAUCAGUCCGCAACUACUGUAAACCCAGACGUUUUAGCAACUGGUGGCGGCAGCUCAGAAACUCCACAGGUCCCCAGUUUGCAAGACCUCCAACCAUCAUCAGUGUUUCCUGGUGCCUUUUGGUCUGACUGGCUCUCAGAUUUCCCCCCAGCAUCAGGUCCUUCCCUUUCUCACUUCGAUUACAGACCACAGACUCCACCAGAGUUGCACCCUCAAUCCAAUUCUGGAUUUCACGGACAAAAUUACUCGUCCUCAUUGCGUCCCCAUGUUCCUUAUCCUGGAGAACAGUCAGAGACAUUUACGAGCACGUGGUCGCUAGCAGAUGAAAUUCGGAGAUCCAACGCGAUGUCAGCUGCUUCCAGUGGCAAUCCGAACGUGGACAUGUCGCUCGGGGCGACAACGGCACCUCCAUCAUACAUGCCGGAAAGCCGCCGUGGAAUUAAACUCACAUUCUCUCUAGCCAAAAAUUAUGGCCCUCCUGGUCUUGGUCCGGACGCGGACGAAGGUCGUCCGAUUACACCGCCAGCGCCAGGGUACUGCCGUAAGACUUACGUUGAGAAAUCAUUAGCAGAAGAAUUCGGAAUUAUACUCGACGAAAGCUCAGGCAGUGAGUUAGAGGAUGAACCAGAGGGCGAACAAGAAGGAUUCUCGACCGAGUCUGGUUCCGACUCCAAUUCCAAUUCCGAGUCCGGGUCUGAGAGGUCUCCUAGGCCCAAAGACGAUAGUCCCAAGACACGUGCCAGAAAAGCCUUGGGGCCAAUCAGUCCGAAAUCGCACGCGCGUUACAUGGCGGCCAACAAGGAUCCCGCAAAACAUAUCCCCGAUCCUGCUAUCAUAGCAAAGCUGCAAAAGUUGGCCAGAAAAGAUCUCAAGCGCAAGGCCAAGAAAGAGAACCGUGAGGCUGAAGAGGCAUCGCCCAAAGCCAAAAGCAGAAGAUUGGGGCCAAAAAGGACGUGA
This is a messenger RNA of Exophiala dermatitidis NIH/UT8656, 1995 nucleotides long. RefSeq lists its product as uncharacterized. The coding region runs from base 1 to 1995 and encodes 664 amino acids. The record is from RefSeq and is a predicted model, not a curated record. The transcript has a single exon. NCBI's taxonomy places the organism in Eukaryota, Fungi, Ascomycota, Eurotiomycetes, Chaetothyriales, Herpotrichiellaceae.